This is a messenger RNA of Necator americanus (New World hookworm), 261 nucleotides long. RefSeq lists its product as uncharacterized. Gene Ontology annotation, biological process: intracellular iron ion homeostasis. The transcript has 3 exons. Bases 1 to 261 code for a protein of 86 amino acids. Gene Ontology annotation, molecular function: 2 iron, 2 sulfur cluster binding. Lineage: Eukaryota; Metazoa; Nematoda; Chromadorea; Rhabditida; Ancylostomatidae. The record is from RefSeq and is a predicted model, not a curated record. Gene Ontology annotation, cellular component: nucleus; cytosol.
AUGGUUUCUGAGAAAGACGUUCACCAAAGGAUAUCGGAGAAGCUUAACCCUCUACUACUGGAAGUAACUGACCAAUCGGACGGAUGUGGAGCAAAAUUUUUAAUAACUGUAGUCUCAGACUCCUUCAACGGAAAGCGAGUCCUGGAAUGCCAUAGGCUUGUCCAAGAUGCAAUUGCAGAUAUCAUGCCACAGAUCCACGCGGUAACCAUAAAUGCGUACACACACAGUAAAUGGGAGAACGCUCAGAAGGCUGCUGCUUGA